This is a messenger RNA of Dendroctonus ponderosae (mountain pine beetle), 1522 nucleotides long. Its product is annotated as V-type proton ATPase subunit S1. NCBI's taxonomy places the organism in Eukaryota, Metazoa, Arthropoda, Insecta, Coleoptera, Curculionidae. Gene Ontology annotation, cellular component: proton-transporting V-type ATPase complex. The transcript is spliced from 5 exons. The record is from RefSeq and is a predicted model, not a curated record. Bases 198 to 1271 code for a protein of 357 amino acids.
CUGGCAGUGGAAAACAAUAUCAUAUGACAACUUCCAAGAUAAAUGAGACAACCUGCCAGAACUUGACAAGUUUUCGCUGGUUUUGCCAUUUGAGCUUCAAAAUCCCCGCCUGAUAUUAAAGAAAACGGGGGUGGCUUUCCCGGUGGAAAUAUUGAUUUCUAGUGGCGUGCGCAGGAAAUUUCGCCCGCACAAGGAAAAUGCAUAUCAAACGCACCGCUUUAUGCGUUUUCCUCAAAAUCCUUUCCCUAAAUGCUGCGAUAAUUGUCUGGAGUAACAAGAGAGUGGAAGUGUCGCCUUUGCUACCGUUUGACGAUGACGACCUGGAGAAACUCGCCUCCAAACUAGAGGUAAAGAAUGUGUUUUUGUUUAGGGUGGCUUUGAAGACUAGCACGGCCCCUAUUCCUAAAAACCUGCGGGAAGUGAUUGAGCCCUACCACUCCUCCUAUAAUCCGAAUGGAAACAUUGCAACAGCCAACGCUACAGAACUGUCCCUAUUGGACGAUUGCAAUGGGAUCACCACCCAACUGAAGAUUAAGGAGAAAGUGGGAAAUGCCACGGACUUUUUGUGCGUCCUCGACGUCACCUACCCCCGAAUAAGGAGCAAAAGGGCUGCGGAUGAUCAAGAAGCAACCAACAGAACGCAGGCGGAAGUCAAAGGUCCAGUUAUCUACAUCAGCGAGACGGAUUUAAGCAAAAAGAACAACCAAUACGCGCUGCUGUAUUCAUCCAAGCCGCUGAAGCUGGAGGUGAACAACAGCGUUAAAUAUCUGGGAAACACCGAUAACAGUUUGAUCACUUUGAGCAAACGCUUCAACAUCCCAGUCCUUCUGGGGACGGAGGAGAAAGUCUAUUUGAGAUUCGGCAUUUCCUGGAUCAAUGGCUAUUGGUAUAUGCAGACGGUGAAGGUGGAACUCACUGGGGAGUCGGAAGGGAAGCCGAGCUACUACACUUUGACCACCGAUGAGAAUAUAUUGGCUCCUGCCCAUUUCUCCUACCAUUGCAAUGGACAGUCGGUGUUUUCAGACCCCACCACUGGCACCAAGCUGACCAUCUACGACCUCCAAGUGCAAAUCGACGCCAAAAAACCGAAAUUUGGAGACGCUAAUGAUUGUGUCCCAUUUACAACUGCCCCCAUUUGGUCUGGGCUUUUUGUUACCACUAUUUUAGGCUUGGGGCUGAUUGUGGCGCUGACCGCUCUAAUGGACAUCAAAACAAUGGACAAGUUCGAUAACCAGGCCACAAAGAACUUGGGCAUCACUGUGAUGGAUUAAAAUAGAACCUGUUGAAUAUUUAAACUAUUUAUAGCUGAACUUUCAUAUUUCAAUUCUUGCAUGUGCACAACGACCCUCUACAUAUCGGUCUCCUGUCCUGCUCCUGUGUGAUAGACGAUCCUGCAAGGCAAUAAACUAGUUUCUAUUGUUGCUAUAUUUUUGAGGGCUGCGGAAAAUGCUGUAGAUACUGUUUUGGGCUCGCAAUAUUUUUUUAUCUGUCCGCAAAAAAUAAAGUCUUCAGAUAAAUGCAA